UCCUAGUUACGAGCACAUCAUGUCUACUUGCAUCAUGGUCCAGUCUAUAUGUCUAUGAUCGCGACGAGUCAGUCGCGUCGUAGCUGCCGACUCGUGCGGCUCUUUUCUAGUACUGUAAGAUUGUCAUUAAAGUAUAUACAUAUAUUAUUCAAGAGUAUUCAGUGAUUGACAGCCCCAGUAGAUACACCACAGGGAAUAUAUUUUCCGCGAUAUUGCUGCGAUUAUUAGAUACUUGAUCACGAGGCUAUUGUAAGAUGAAAUCAAGUUUAGUAAAUUCUAUGGGUCAAUAAGUUGACGAUUCCUCUAUGAAAAUGCCUCUAUGUCUCUCGUUUUGGUGCUACAUGCUUUUAUUCAUCACUCUAUCAUCAGAGUCUCAAUUAAAGUUGAUAAGCAAGAUUGAUGAGCAGGAUGACAAUUCGACGGUGCAAUAUCAACUUGGCGCAAACACCGUGACAAACUAUGACAACGAGAAAGAUUUAAUACGGUAUAAUUCGAACGAAAAUUCAAUCAAAGAUAACGGUGAUAUGCAGUACGCAUAUCGCAUCAAUUCGACGAGAAACUACCACGAGAAUGACGACGAAUACUAUCAACCCAUCUUCUUUAGUGGUCGCAUGGGAUUUCCGAUGAUAAAUCACAUAAGAUAUCCGAUGAUAAAUCACUUGAUACAUCCUGAACUUCAAGUGGACGUUGAAAAAAAUUAUAAGAAUGCCAUGUCACAGAAAAUGCUUGAAAACUUUGAAAGGACCAAGGGCAAAAACGGUUCUGCGUCACACGAUUUCUUUAAACAUUUCAAUAGAGAUAACGAUAAAAACAAUAUUGUAUCGUAUAAAAUGUGUGAAAACAUUACUUGCAUUCGGUUCUGCUGUCCUUUCGGUGAUCGCCUGGUUGACGGAAAAUGCCUUGCCAAACAGGAUGACUUUAUUCAUCUGCAAAACAUGUAUGGAUACAUUGAUGAAUCGUUGCAAAAUGGAAAUGAAAGAAUAAACGAACUAUUUCUUCUGGUUGUUCACGAUCCGUGUCAGAAGACUAAACACGAUUUGAUUAUGCCAUUUUAUAAGAAAGAGUUUCUCAUCGAUGGCUCUUUGUAUCUAGCGUCUGAUCAGAUAAUCGUUGAAUCAACAUCCUAUUGUUUCGCUGUAGUGGAACAAAAUAUAUUUGCUGUUAAAGUUUGCCCUAGGAUUAUAGAAAGGAUCAUGGAUAACAAUUACAAAAACCGCAAUAAAAGUGCGAUUAUUCCGAUUAGUACAAAUAAAGAGUUGAAGAAAAUUAGAGACAAGAACGAUUCUAUGUCGUACAAUUCUUUUAAAAAUUUUAAUAAAGAUAACAAUAAAAACACUAUUAUACCGUACAAAAUGUGCGAAAACAUUACUUGCAUUUUUUUAUGCUGUCCUUUCGAUAAACUCUUGGUCGACAAAAAAUGCAUUGACGGACAGGAUAAUUUUAUUUUCCUGCAAAACAUGUAUAAAUAUAUCAAUGAUUCGUUGCAAAAAGGAAAUGAAGGAGAAAACGAACUAUUUCUUCUGGUUGUUCACGAUCCGUGUCAGAAGUCUGGACAUUAUACACUUAAUUCUUUAAAGAGAGUGCUUCUCGUCAACGGCUCUUUGUACCUACCUGAUAACAACACAAUCGUCGAAUCAACAUCUUAUUGCUUCGCUAACGUAGAUGAUCAAUUUGAUAUGGACGGAUUUGGUGUUUACGGAUUAACUGUGAAAGUUUGCUUUGAAAAUAUAAGGAUUGUGAACAAGACAUUUGAAAAAAUAAAUUUCUUGGAGACUGAACUAAUUAUAUAUAUAUGCAGUCUAAUAGGGGUUAUAUUGUGUUUGUUGAUGACGUUCGUAGUAUACUCCACAAUACCAGAACUCCGUAAUAUACACGGCUAUAUACUGUGUAGCUACAGCGGCUCAUUAAUCGUCGCGUACACGGUCGAAUUAAAGUACACGCUAGUCACAAGAGAUGCUAUAGGAGACUCUAUCUGUAUCGCAUAUGCUUUUGUCAAAUAUUAUCUCUUUUUGGGAAGCUCCUUCUGGUUAAAUGUAAUGAAUUUCGAUAUGUGGCGAACAUUUAGAAAAUUACGCUCGUUACAAAGAAAUAUGAAGCAACAAAAAAGAAAAAAGUUAAUCAUGUAUUCUGUCUUUGCGUGGGGAGGCCCUUUUAUCCUUGCUAUCAUUUGUGGUAUCAUGGAGUUUGUACCUGGCGUACCAAAAAACUUCCGACCGAGAUUUGGUGACAUCAAUUGUUGGUUUAAUAAUGAAAUGGCAUAUUUAUUGUAUUUUUACGGGAUUGAAACAAUCUCUAUUAUCAGUAGCAUUUGCUUAUUUAUCUGCAUGGCACGAAAUAUUGCGCACUACGAAAAGGCCAUUGCUCAUUGUCUGAGAGAUUCGGAGAACCGGCGUUAUAAUAACAACAAGAAUCGCUUUGAUCUGCAGCUGAAGAUAUGCACAGUGAUAUUUAUCGUGAUGUGCAUAAAAUUGGUCAUGGUUACUAUCAUCAUUACUAUCAAUAUUAUUACUAUUAAUAUUAUUUAUAUGGAUAUUAUCUAUGUGUUAAUUUCUUGUACUUACUCUACGCUGGACUUCAUAGAGCAGUUCUGCAUGUUUAUCAUAUUUGUAUGGAAGAGGAAGAUUAAGCUUUUGUUACUGAAGCGAUUCGGUUGUUAGAAUUACGGAAUGUUUUUAGAACUCAAUACGCUGUCGCAUCCUCAAAUAAUUGCACUACUCCGUCAGUGAUGAUUUCCCUGUGGGAAAAUAUCAAUUCCUAGAAAAGUGAAUCAUAGCGCAAAGAGUUCGUCCUAUUCGACCGAUUUAUAGUACUAUGACGUGCGAUAAAAAGAUUUUAUUAUAGAUCAAAGAUUGAUGGUUAACCAGUGAUUAACUACAGUGCUAAACAAUUUUUAAAUCGAUAACUAAUUUUAUAUUAUUGUACGGUGGUGCAUGCACAUAUUAGUUAAAACAUGUAAAUGAAAGAAAAUUGCAAACGUAUGUAUUUUCGUCUAGGAUCUUCUGAGUAAACAUCUGUGGACAUCGUUGAUUUUGAUACACGUUAAUUUUGUUGAAAAAAACUUUUUGUCUUUCAAAAGUGUCUGAAUCGAUUUAUGAACAAGAUUAAUUAUAAAAAAGAUUAAGAUUGUUAGCAAAAUUAAUGUGCUUGAUAGACAGCAAUUGUUACAAGCUCGAAUACUUUGUACUAGGUCAGUAAUGACUUUUCUGCAGAAAAAAAUCAAUCUCUACAAGCAGACAAACCGCCGCCGUAAAAAGAUUGCUUGAUGAGAUCUGUCUAAUUAUUUCUACAAUGCACAAAAAGAAAGUUUUAGUGUAAAUUAGAGAUCAGGAGUUAAACAGCGGUCAACUGUAAUGUCGAAACUUAAUUCUUUAAUAAAAAAUUAUUUCUAUAUUGUCAUCCAUUAAUGAUUUUGAUUACGAGACGCAGAAAUAAUAGAUUUCAAAGCUUUACGUUGCAGAAGCAUAUUAUCUUCUAGUAUUAUAGUAUAAAAAUCAACGUAAUAUUAAUUAGCUGUUGGGUGUGACUUAUUGAACUUGACUACUAUUUACCUGAAGUCGAAAAAAUUUUUCUGUGUCAGUUGUCAUGUGUUGAUUUUCUAUUUAAGACGCUGAGAUAGUUUAAUUAUAUAUAUGUAUAUGUAUAUACUAUGCUAUGUGUAACAUUUUUCGCGCCCGUUGCCUGACUUCGUUUUCAAUAUAUUUGUAUUUUGCAUUCUUAAAAGCUCAUGGUAAAAACUAUUUAGAAAAAUAUAUUAUCUCAAUCUGUAUAAAACAGUGUUAUUUUAAGAUUUAAUAAAGUAAAUUUAUAUCAAAAAAUAUUGAUGUGCAAAAUGGUUUUUUAAAUUUUCUACUAAAAUAAUGGUUUAAAAAAAUUGCGCAAAUUAAGAAUAAAAACUUAUGCUUCUUUUUUUUAAAAAGGAACAUUCUAACCGAUAAAACUAUUGUACAAAA
Molecule: messenger RNA, 3950 nt
Organism: Formica exsecta
Lineage: Eukaryota; Metazoa; Arthropoda; Insecta; Hymenoptera; Formicidae
Product: G-protein coupled receptor Mth2-like
Exons: 6
Coding region: 306-2657 (783 amino acids)
Biological process (GO): G protein-coupled receptor signaling pathway; cell surface receptor signaling pathway
Cellular component (GO): membrane
Molecular function (GO): G protein-coupled receptor activity
Source: RefSeq, a predicted model, not a curated record